Molecule: messenger RNA, 1424 nt
Organism: Ceraceosorus bombacis
Lineage: Eukaryota; Fungi; Basidiomycota; Exobasidiomycetes; Ceraceosorales; Ceraceosoraceae
Source: the annotation of a GenBank genome assembly
AUGCCUAGCGGGUCCCGUCGAACCACGCCGCGUCGCGCGCGCUCUUCUUCAGUCGCAUCCAACGCGUCGGCUGGGUCUACCAGGAGCGCUCGAUCCAGCAGCAAGACCGCAAAGUCUCCCUCCAAAGGUCGAGCUUCAGUCAAGAGCUCUACUUCUGCUUCAGCUGCGAACAAUCACGAGGAGCUCGAGCGCCCAGCUCUGCCUGUGAAGCGCAACCCUGUGCUGCCCAGCGAAGAUGUGCCAGUCAAGCUGCAAGUCAUCCGCCGAGAUGGAAAGUGAGUGUAUGCUACGUGUGAGACUGCAGGUGGCAUGCCAUCGGCUCGCCAGCUGACAUGGAAUUGACCGUCGUUCUGUCUCGAAAGGAACAUCAUCAUUGGCCGCGUCAAGCUCCCUACUGUCAAUGGCUCAGACCACGCGUUCCUUUUGAAGCGGUGAGUGCUUGACGGGGCUGAUCUUGACACGCGACACGACGCAUGAGUGCUGGCUGACUUGGUCGAAAACUCGGCCUCUCCAUGUGCUGUAGAUUUGACACGAAUGCAGUCGCAGCAUCAUCCAUGUUCCGUCUCGCAUUUCCCUGGGCGACUGGUGCAGAGGAGCGGGCCGAGAUGGCUUACUUGGAAUCGCGCUUUGAUGCCGAGCGAGCCAACGGAGGAGAGCCACGUGAGCCAGUCGCUACGCCGAAGCGUAAGCCUGGCAGGCCCAAGAAGCAGAGCGAGGAAGAAGCGGAAACGGAAUCUCACGGAACUGGCAGCACCGGGGUGCGCUUGCAGGGGAUCUGGAUUCCGUCCGCAGAUGCACUUGAAGUCGCCGAAGAAUAUGGACUCGAGCAAUUCGCUAAGCCUCUGAUUGAGGCUCGAGCCGAGCAUUCCGACGCUGGACCUCUCCUCACUCCGAGCAAGAACGACACUGUCUCUACGCCUAGCACUGCACGCACCAAGCGCGCGCGCACCAAGGUCGAGGAGACCGAAACGGCUUCUGUCACCGCUGACGGCAGUCCGGCCAUCAUUCGCACUCGUACAGUCACUGCACCCAAUGGGGAUGUCAAGUCAGAGAGCACCACAACUCCUCUGACGGACGCUCAGAUCGCGGCAGAUAUCAAGCAAGCCAAAGCACUAGCAGCAGAAGCGCAAGCUAGCGUAUCUUCUCGUGGAGGUUCUAAAAAGAGACGCGCUCUGGAUCAGAACGCCAGCGCUGACAUUGACCACUUGGCAGACGAUGAGGAUUAUCAGAGCAACGUCAUUGUGCGCUCUGUCAGACGAGGCGCUGGAGUAGUGCGCCAUCGCCCCUUGGCCACAUCCGCUGGUGCUAUCGGAACUGUGAGCGCCCUCGGUGUUGGAGCGCUGGCUUGGAUGUCGGGAGGAAAUGUGGAUGUGGCUACCCAGAUCAUCCAACAGGGGAUCGCAAACCUUGGCAACUGGUUCUAA